AGUCAAGUCUAUCAGUACCCUCAGCUAUGUACAUGUUUGUAGUUCAGCUGAUUACAGUCUACAGUGUGUGUAGCUAUAUCACAAGUCAAGUCUAACAGUACCCUCAGCUAUGUACAUGUUUGUAGUUCAGCUGAUUACAGUCUACAGUGUGUGUAGCUAUAUCACAAGUCAAGUCUAACAGUACCCUCAGCUAUGUACAUGUUUGUAGUUCAGCUGAUUACAGUCUACGGUGUGUGUAGCUAUAUCACAUGUCAAGGCCAGGAUGUGUUCCUUUCCAGGGUGGUGCCCUCCUCCCUGGUGUGUGGUUCUCUGUGUACCUACACAACUAGGUGUGGCUCCUUCAUCUGGGAUGCUGCCACCAGAAGCUGCCACCUGCACACAGGAGGAGACACGGGCAACAGCAGAUGGGGUAUGAUGCAAGCUCAAUAUCAGGUAAACCCUCGGAGUUCUGUUUGUGGAAGUCGCUUAUGUGGCACCCACAAGACCUGCGUGCCUGUUGAGGCGGGGUCUGGCCAUAUUUGUCUUGGAAUGACACCCGCGUCUGUGGCUUCAGUCGCUGCCACUACGCCGACGACUACCAGAACUGGGCCACCCACAGCGACAUCUGCAAUCACAUCAUCAACGAAUUCUCCUGCAACUUCUGUGACGACACCACUGGGGACAUUCUUCCAGUCUACAACUGCUGCAUCGACGUCUAAUACUGUUGCAUCGACGUCUACAACUGCUGCAUCGACGUCUACAUCUCAGUCAGCCACAACAACAACCUUCCCGGCCAUAACCUCUGCAUCACUGCCUACAACAACUCCUCCCACGUCUGCUGUGACAACGACAUCUACAACUGCUACAACAUCUACAUCAAUGCCUACAACCUCUCCUACUACAACGACUGUGUCAACAACCUCUCCUGCUGCAUCUACAACUACGACAACUGCCACGACGACAACGUCUUACACAUGUGCUGUGACAAGUCUGUCAGUAAACGAUAACGAGUGCGGGACAUACCUCGGGUGUUACAUGGAUGACUGGAAACGUGUACUUCCACAUGGUCACCUGGUCGACAGGACUACGAUGACAACCGAAACAUGCAUGUUGAAUUGCUACGGCAACUACACCCACUUUGGAGUCGAGGACGGAAGCGAAUGCUUUUGUGGUGACGUCAUCAAGACAGGGUACACUCUGAAGGCCGACUAUGAAUGCUCCGCUCGAUGUUCAGGCAAUAGAGGCACUGGGUGUGGAGGUCCGUGGAGGAUCUCCAUCUACAGAAUAGUCCCCUGACGUGUCGUGUAAAUGUGCCUUUGCAGGACAUUACAGCUUUGUUUCAUUGUUGUGGGCCAAUUGUAUUUUAAGACUUUUCAUUACAAUGGACAUCAAUUUCUUUUCAAGUCUUACGCUUGCUUCAUAUCAUUGUACAAAUGUUGACAAAUUGUUAUGCCCCAAGGGCAUUUGAGUGAGUGAGUGAGUUGGGUUUAACGCCGCUUUUAACAGUAUUCCAGUUAUAUCAAGGCGUGUCAGCUUAAUGUGGGAGGAAAGCACGAAGUGAUGCAGGUCUCAGAC
Molecule: messenger RNA, 1554 nt
Organism: Haliotis rufescens (red abalone)
Lineage: Eukaryota; Metazoa; Mollusca; Gastropoda; Lepetellida; Haliotidae
Product: integumentary mucin C.1-like
Exons: 4
Coding region: 193-1275 (360 amino acids)
Cellular component (GO): plasma membrane
Source: RefSeq, a predicted model, not a curated record